CCCUCUGAGGGCAACCUACCGUACACCAUAGAUCGCAACAUCAUACGGAGUACACCCUGCCAAACCAGGAACGCGCGUUUCUAGAUCCCACCCUUCUCUCGACAGCUUUAACAAUACACACGGAGACAGCGGUCUCCUUCUCUCCGCAGUUCCUCAGCGAUACUCCGGCGUCACUCCCCACCCUCUCCCACCUUUGCGUCGCCCAAGCCGCGGCUAUGGUGAUCCAGCAGCCCUCCAACCAGAUCAAACUUACCAACGUCUCUCUGGUACGCCUCAAGAAGGGCAAGAAGCGCUUCGAAAUAGCCUGUUACAAGAACAAAGUCCUCGAAUGGCGCUCCGGCAUUGAGACAGACCUGGACAAUGUGCUCCAGAUCCCGAACGUCUUCCUCAACGUUUCCAAGGGCCAAACCGCGCCAUCUGCCGAGCUAGCUAAGGCGUUCGGCAAAGACACAUCAGUCGACGACAUCAUCCUCGAGAUCCUGCGCAAGGGCGAGCUCCAAGUCGGCGAAAAAGAACGCACCGCCCAGCUGGAACGAGUGCACAAUGAAGUGAUCUCCAUCGUGGCCAGCAAGCUGGUCGAUCCGCGCACCAAGCGCGUCUACACGCCGGGUAUGAUCGAGAAAGCACUCGACAUGCUCAGCUCAAAUGCGCACCAGCAACAACAGGACAAGGACAAGGACAAAGGCAGCAGCAACAACCCGAGCAACACGGGCACCCCCGCAACAGGCGAGGCGGGUGAGAGCAAGCCCCGCGCGGCGAAACCGACCUGGACAGGGGUGGUGACGACCAAGAGCGCCAAAUUGCAAGCGCUUGACGCGAUGCGUGCCCUCAUCGCUCACCAACCGAUCCCCGUCACAAGAGCGCGCAUGCGGCUACGCAUUACCUGCUCGACCAACGUCCUGAAGCAGGCAGUCAAGGCGCCCAAAGGGCAGGCGGGUAGCAAGGACGCAGAAGCUGGGACGGAAGGGGAGCAGAAGGCGCCCGGAACGGUCAAGGACAAGAUCCUCAGUUUUAUCGAGCAGGUUGAGAGUCAGGAUGUGAUGGGCUCAGAGUGGGAGAUUGUAGGGUUCGUAGAACCCGGCGCUUUCAAGGGGUUGUCAGACUUCAUAGGUGGGGAGACAAAAGGUCAGGGGAGGGUAGAGGUUCUGGACAUGGCUGUCACUCAUGAGGAUUAAAUGAUCAUCUACCUGAUACCCUUUUCCAUGCUAUCUUUGGUUUAGACAGGUUCUUGGAGUUUGGCACCAAAAGCAGGGCGGGACAUUCUAUCACUGAUCAUGGCACGUCUCGUUGGCACAAUUUCACUGCUUUUUCAUAUCCACGCCCGCAUUUGUCAUGCUGUGUAUCAUGGUGGUCCCCUUUAGCAAUCCAGCGAGUCCCCCGAGGAACCCGCAAGGUAAAAAAAUCAACCCGAGCCGUCCAUGAGCACCCCUUAGCCUGGGGAUAACACCGCCAAAAAGCCAAGCACAGCAGUGCCAAAUAAUGCCACACGCCAAAGAAAAACGCUUAACCACCCUUCUUCUUGGACACACCGACGGUCCGGCCGCGGCGGCCAGUCGUCUUGGUGUGCUGACCACGGACACGGAGACCCCAGUAGUGACGGAGACCACGGUGAGCCCGGAUCUUCUUCAGGCGCUCGAGG
Molecule: messenger RNA, 1639 nt
Organism: Chaetomium strumarium
Lineage: Eukaryota; Fungi; Ascomycota; Sordariomycetes; Sordariales; Chaetomiaceae
Product: Shwachman-Bodian-diamond syndrome protein
Exons: 1
Coding region: 216-1175 (319 amino acids)
Biological process (GO): cytosolic ribosome assembly; ribosome biogenesis
Source: RefSeq, a predicted model, not a curated record